CAUGAGGGCGUUCCUAGCUAUUGUCGUUCUGGGCGUUGCCGCGGCCAAGCCGCACGUCUCCCUGGAGGACGCCAAGUCGCUGGAGCCCGUGCCUUUCGACGCCGAGCUGGGAGCCGCACGCACCACUCUUGCGUGCGGUACCCACGCACUGACUACGGGAACGUACACCAUCACGUCGCCGAACUACCCUUCCAACUACGGCAACGACUACGACUGUGUCUACAAGCUGACACCGGGAUCGGGUGCCGCGACCUUAUCCAUCAGUUGCUCUGCAUUCGACAUUGAGAUGCACAGCUCCUGUGAGUGGGACUGGCUGCGCGUGAACGGAAACAAGUUCUGUGGAAGUCAGGGUCCCUCCGUCUCUGGCAGCUCAGCCCUGAACAUCGACUUCCACUCCGACUACGUCGAGGUCGGGACUGGGUUCUCCUGCACCAUCCGGGCUGCGGCCGGAUCGGGUGGAUCUUCCUCAGGCAGCUGCAGCUGCGGCGUGGCCAACCGUGCCUCGCGGGUGGUUGGCGGUGUCCAGACCGAGGUCAAUGAGUACCCGUGGCAGGCGGGUCUGGUCGACCCCGGCCAGACCCGCACCUGGUGCGGCGGCAGCCUCAUCAACAACCGGUACGUGCUGACGGCGGCCCACUGCACCAGUGGCAAGACGGCGUCGCAGAUCCAGGUGCUGUUGGGCGAUCACCGCAUCAGCGUGGUCGACGGUGAGUCACGUCACACCCUCAGCCAGAUCAUCCAGCACCCGUCCUACGUGACGGCCGGCAAGGGGUACGACUACUCGCUGCUGAAGCUGUCCAGUCCGGUCACGUUCAACAGGCGGCGCGCGGCCGUGUGCCUGCCGACCGCCGGCCAGACGUACGCCGGCGCCACCGCCAUCGCCACCGGCUUCGGCCAGCUCGGCGCCUCGCAGGCGCAGGCCACGGAGCUGCAGGAGGUCGAGCUGCCGGUCAAAUCCGAUGCUCAGUGCAGGACCGUGUGGAACAUCCUCACCAGCACCAUGAUCUGCGCCGGCGGUCUGCCGGCCGGCGGCAAGGCGGUCUGCAUGGGCGACAGCGGCGGCCCGCUCGUCACGCUGGAGAACAGCAAGUACGCCCUGAUCGGUGUCGUGUCCUUCGGCCAGCCGUGCGCCCUGGCCGGCACGCCUGACGUGUUCGCCCGGGUAACGGCGGUGCUGCCCUGGAUCCGCAGCAACACGGCCGACGCCACCUACUGCAGCUAGAGUACGGCUGCCCGCCCGCCCGCCGGCCACCCUGGGUCCAGAGCAAUACGGCCGACGCCACCUUCUGCAGCUAGAGUACGGCUGCCCGCCCGCCCGCCGGCCACCCUGGGUCCAGAGCAAUACGGCCGACGCCACCUACUGCAGCUAGAGUACGGCUGUCCGCCCGCCUCUCCGAACGGGGCACACGAAUAUCCCUCCGACCUUGAUUUUCAGUCAUUUCUGUCUUAUCGAGCCACGGGACAGUGCUAUUUGUCGCUCCUGAUUCACCCCUGGGUUUGGUCCACGUCACGUCAAAACUGUAUUGAACUGAAGUUGCAUGGUCUGAAAAAUACAUCUAAACGGCAUUUGCCACGAAGAAAAGCAUA
Molecule: messenger RNA, 1587 nt
Organism: Pollicipes pollicipes
Lineage: Eukaryota; Metazoa; Arthropoda; Thecostraca; Pollicipedomorpha; Pollicipedidae
Product: chymotrypsinogen A-like
Exons: 1
Coding region: 2-1222 (406 amino acids)
Biological process (GO): proteolysis
Molecular function (GO): serine-type endopeptidase activity
Source: RefSeq, a predicted model, not a curated record